AUGUUUUCCACUCUUCGCCCGGAAAUUAAACGAGUUCAGUGUAUUGUACAUAGUAAUGAAGCAUUAGUAGAAGAUGGAGAGGCAGUUAAUAUUGAUAAUCUUAUUGAGUCAGAUGUUGAAAAUAAUUCGGAGGACGAGGACCAAGAGAAUUCAGAGUUAAAUAUUGAAGACGAAGAUAAGUAGGUACCCAUCUUUCAAAAAAUAAGCAAUAAGGCACUAGGACGUUUUGUAUACGUAAAUCAACGUAAUAAUAUUCUAUUAUUUCCGCCAUGAAAACGUUAAUAUUGAUAGUUGGAGUUCGGGUGUAAUUGAUAAUGAAUCAGAGAAUGCAGCAAUUGAUCAAUUAAUAAUAACAGAAAUAAUGGAAAAAUGUCGAACUGUAAUCAAAAUAAUAAAACGAUCAUCAGUUUUGUCCUCUUAUGUCGAUACUGAAAAAUUAAAAAUACCAACGCUAAAACGAAAUUUAGCCUUGGACGUUAAAAAUCGUUAGAAUAGUACGUAUACAUCAUUCUUAUACUGUAUCUAUCUUAUAAAAAUUUAUUAUAAUACACAUACAUUCCACGAAGGUUACGUUGCACGACAGUCCGAUGAGUAGGUUUAUAGCCUAAACAGAUAGACACUACUAUCCAUUUCAAAAUAGAAUGACAUCGGUUGUUUCUUGAACAAAUCGAGAAUGAAAAGUGACAGAAAGUUACGGCCAUUCACCAUUUUGUUGAGAAAUGUUUACUGCAGCUUUCGAUAUAUGGGGAGUUUUCAAGAUCGGAUUUUCAGAUGGUGUAUCUAACCCGUUGAGUUGAAAGAAGAGAUGCAGCAAGUUGAAUAUAUCUCAAUAACGACUGACUUUUGGUCAGAUCGACGAAUGAAUUCGUUUAUGUGUUUAACUGGGCAUUAUCACGACAAAGAUUCUAAUUUAAAAUCAACAGUAUUGAGCUUUACAG
This is a messenger RNA of Didymodactylos carnosus, 938 nucleotides long. The record is from the annotation of a GenBank genome assembly. NCBI's taxonomy places the organism in Eukaryota, Metazoa, Rotifera, Eurotatoria, Philodinida, Philodinidae.